Messenger RNA from Acanthamoeba castellanii str. Neff, 438 nucleotides. RefSeq names its product bacterioferritin comigratory protein. Bases 1 to 438 code for a protein of 145 amino acids. Gene Ontology annotation, molecular function: thioredoxin peroxidase activity. Gene Ontology annotation, biological process: cell redox homeostasis; cellular response to oxidative stress. The transcript is spliced from 4 exons. The record is from RefSeq and is a predicted model, not a curated record. NCBI's taxonomy places the organism in Eukaryota, Discosea, Longamoebia, Acanthamoebidae. Gene Ontology annotation, cellular component: cytoplasm.
AUGUCCCUGGGCGACGUCGCGCCAAGCUUUGCACUGGAGAGUGACGAGGGACAGGUGGUCCACCUGCACGACUUCAGGGGCAGGUCGGUGGUGCUCUUCUUCUACCCCGGCGAUUUCACGUCAGUGUGCACCAAGGAAGCCGAGCACUUCCGAGACAGCAUCGACGCCUUCAGCGCCAAGGGUGCUGUGGUGCUGGGCGUGUCGAAAGACCCGGUCGAGUCGCACCGCAAGUUCAAGAAGGAGCACAAGCUGCCCUUCACCCUCCUCUCUGACUUGACGGGGAAGGUGCACAGGAAGUACCGGGUGGCGGGCAGCCUCGGUGGGCUGCUGAAGGGCCGCAAGACGUUCGUGAUCGACAAGGAGGGCAUCAUAGUGCACAUCUUCGAGUCGGCCCUCAACUGGAAGAUGCACGUCUCCGAAGCCCUCGCCCACUGCUGA